Molecule: messenger RNA, 945 nt
Organism: Chelmon rostratus (copperband butterflyfish)
Lineage: Eukaryota; Metazoa; Chordata; Actinopteri; Chaetodontiformes; Chaetodontidae
Gene: tmem121ab
Product: transmembrane protein 121Ab
Exons: 1
Coding region: 1-945 (314 amino acids)
Source: RefSeq, a predicted model, not a curated record
AUGGUGUUGCCGCCCCCAGACAAACGCCACGUGUGCCUGACCACCAUCGUCAUCAUGACCAGCAUGGCCUUCAUGGACGCCUACCUGGUAGAGCAGAACCAGGGUCCCAGAAAGAUCGGUGUGUGUAUUAUAGUGCUGGUAGGGGACGUAUGCUUCCUCAUAGUGCUGCGAUACGUGGCAGUGUGGGUCGGCGCUGAGGUGCGCACCGCCCGACGAGGAUACGCCAUGAUACUCUGGUUUCUGUACAUCUUCGUACUGGAGAUCAAGCUCUACUUUGUCUUCCAGAAUUGCAAGGCAGACAGGAAGAGUUUGGAGACGGUGGCCCGGAAGGCUUUGACGUUAUUAUUAUCUGUAUGUGUACCAGGCUUAUACUUGGUUCUAGUGGCUCUGGAUAGUAUGGAAUAUGUGAGAACUUUCCGGAAGAAGGAGGACAUGAGGAGUCGUCUGUUCUGGGUUGCUCUGGACCUGCUGGACCUGCUGGAUAUCCAAGCCAACCUGUGGGAGCCCCAGCGGACAGGCCUGCCCAUCUGGGCCGAGGGCCUGAUGUUCUUCUACUGCUACAUCCUGCUGCUCAUCCUGCCCUGCGUGUCGCUCAGUGAAAUCAGCAUGCAGGGCGAGCACAUGUCGCCCCAGAAGAUGAUGCUGUACCCAGUCCUGAGCCUGGUCACCAUAAACGUGGUCACCAUCCUCAUACGAGGUGUAAACAUGGUACUGUUUCAGGACAGCCGCGUUUCCACCAUCUUUGUCGGAAAGAACGUGGUGGCCAUCGCCACCAAGGCGUCCACCUUCCUGGAGUACCGCAGACAGGUGAAGGAGUUCCCCCACCCGCAGAACGCCAUGGCGCUAGAGCUUCAGCAGAACUCUGUCAGCCACACGCAGCCGCUGCCCAACGCCACCAGUUUGCCACAUGAACCUUCGCCGGCGCAAGACGUCAUCGACACAUGA